AAAUCAAUUUACCCGAACACUAAUACCUAAUACACUAUAGGCUAUAGUAAUAAACAUUGAAAUCACGUGAUAAACAACAUAUUCUAACGUUUGUAAAGACUAUUGCAUUGAGUUUACAAUACAUUGACUUUUAUUAUUGAAAACAUAAUUAAGACAUAAUUUAGUGAUAAUUAUCAUUGAAUUUAUGACAAAUGAGUCCAACUCUUAACCAUAGCUUUGGUCGCAAAAGUAGUGAACGAAAAGUGAAUGUAUUUCUCAAUAAUUUUAACGACAAUAAUGUCAACAAUGAGUUGAUUAUCAAUAAUAACAAUAAUGUUGUCUUUGAGUCGAUGCCUAACUUACAGCCUAUUCUUGAGUUUGACGCCAGCGAUGGCAUGGAUGUGGUCGACGGCAACGCAAUGACCAAUUUAAUUGCCAACCGAAGUGUGGCACAAACAAGCAAUGGUCGCAACCAAUCGGCAAACAAAAGGUCAGAGUUUAGGGCAACGGAAGCGCUGUUGAGACGACAGGCGCCGACUUUUCUGUUGAUUGAAUCAUUGAUUUGGAAUUUCUGUGGAUAUAAUGAGUCCGAUAAACACAAACAGAAACAACUGUUUCAUAAACUUUGUCACCGAUUGCAAGAUCUGAAGAUUAUCGGUAACUCAUUUACCAACGAUUCGCUGCAUCCGAUUCGUGAGUUUGUUAUUAUUAAAUUCAAUCAAAUUGUACAACAAAUUAAAGCUGAAGACAACCCACUCUAUCUCUCGUCCACUUCUUCGACACCUUUUAUUGAUAGUCCGCAUCUGAUUGAAGACUCGAGUCGUUAUAACAAAGAGUUUAUUGAUUUGGGUCUUAUUGAAGAAGGAGGCUUUGGAACCGUUAACAGAGCAAAGUAUAGGUUUGAUGACUGCGAAUAUGCGGUUAAAAUGAUUAGAUUUAAGUACAAAAAUGAUACCGACUUUAAAAAGAUUACUCGAGAAGUUCAACUCUACGCAAAUCUGCCGACACAUCCCAAUGUUGUCGCCUAUAAGACUGCAUGGCUUGAAAAUUGGUGUCUUCAUCGAGAAAAGAUUCCACUGAAGAAACAUUUAAAAAUUAGUAAAAGCAAUAAAAUUAACGAACAAAUGGAUGCUUUUGAUGAAGAUUUUGUUGUCAAUUCUCGAAAAACUGAAAACGAAGUUUCCAUUUGUUUUGAAUAUUCAUCAAAAAGUGGUUUACAUAUUCAAUCAUCAAAUAAACAGAUCAUUGAAACUAAUUUGAUAAAUGAAUUGAAACAAUUUAAUAAUGAAGACAAAGAUAAUAAUGAAGACAAAGAUGAUAAUGAAGACAAAGAUGAUAAUGAAGACAACGAUAAUGAUGAAGACGAUGAAGAGGAAGAUGACGAAGAAGAUGAUGAAUUUACUAGCGAUGAUUCAAUGGAUAGUCUCAAUAAGUCAUUUGGAGAUAUGACUACAAUUAGACAAUCAAUAGUCAAACGCAAGACUUUAUCAAUUAGUUCGACGACAUCACAGAGUGAUAGAGGCGUUAAUUGCAAAGAUUGUAAUAAACUGGAAAUGUAUAGCAAUGGAGAAGUGCCUCAAAUACAAUGUAAUAACAAAUCGUCAAAUGUCUGUCCCAUAGCCUGUUCCCAAUUCGGUGCAAUUCUUUACAUACAAAUGGAAUUAUGCGGAAUGAAUCUAAAAUCAUGGCUUAGGGAUCGUAAUGAUCGGACAUUUAAAAAGUUUGAUAAAAAUAUCAAUGAAUAUAUCCUUAAUGACGAUGAUAUUAAAACAGCAAAAAAUAUAUUUCGCCAAAUUCUCAAAGGCGUUGAAUAUAUUCAUUCACAACAUUUAAUACAUAGAGAUCUUAAACCACAAAAUAUAUUAUUUAGUAUCAAUGGUUCACAAGUAAAGAUCGGUGACUUUGGUUUGGCUACACUUCAUAACAGUUUAGAUAAGGAUGAGAUCUCUUUAGAUAUCUUUAAACAGAGUACAGGUGACAAUGUCUGCAUUAACGAUCACACGGCAGGUAUAGGAACAUCAAUAUAUGCGGCACCGGAACAAAAAGUGAGAAAAUCGCAGCUCAGUUAUGACAACAAAACUGAUUUAUUUAGUUUAGGUAUCAUUUUGUUUGAACUUUUUUACCCGCUUUCAACUGAUAUGGAAAAAAUUAAAUGUGUUAACAAUAUAACCAAAAAACAGAUUUUACCCAAAAGUUUGACUAAAUUUUAUCCAAAUGUGGUUAAAAUAAUUUGUGAUUUGACUCAUAUUAAUCCAACUCUCAGACCAAAUGCUACACAAGUAUUACAUUCAUCACUAUUCAUGAGUGAAGAACAAAUGAUAAUUAGACACAUCGAGGAACAGAAUAAAAGUAUUAUUAAUGAAAUGGCCGCUAAAGACAACAAAAUCAAAGAUUUGGAAAAUCUUUUGAAUCUUAAAUGUAAAGAAGUUUUAGAUAAAAAUAACGAAAUCGAGUCAUUAAAGAGACAGUUGGCUGAUAUGUCACUCAAAUUAAAACAAUUGCCUUAAUAUAUAAUUUAGUUAUUUUUUAUAAUUAAUA
This is a messenger RNA of Oppia nitens, 2517 nucleotides long. Its product is annotated as eukaryotic translation initiation factor 2-alpha kinase 1-like. Gene Ontology annotation, biological process: protein phosphorylation. The transcript has a single exon. Gene Ontology annotation, molecular function: ATP binding; protein kinase activity. NCBI's taxonomy places the organism in Eukaryota, Metazoa, Arthropoda, Arachnida, Sarcoptiformes, Oppiidae. The coding region runs from base 192 to 2486 and encodes 764 amino acids. The record is from RefSeq and is a predicted model, not a curated record.